This is a messenger RNA of Glossina fuscipes, 1886 nucleotides long. It is a transcript of the gene SCCRO3, whose product is annotated as DCN1-like protein 3. The transcript has 4 exons. Gene Ontology annotation, molecular function: cullin family protein binding; ubiquitin-like protein binding; ubiquitin conjugating enzyme binding. Lineage: Eukaryota; Metazoa; Arthropoda; Insecta; Diptera; Glossinidae. Gene Ontology annotation, cellular component: ubiquitin ligase complex. The record is from RefSeq and is a predicted model, not a curated record. Gene Ontology annotation, biological process: protein neddylation; positive regulation of ubiquitin-protein transferase activity. Bases 254 to 1357 code for a protein of 367 amino acids.
UUUUCCGCGCACAGUUGAAUAAGAAAUAAACAAACAUAUGUUUGUUUUCUUCAAGGGAAAUUCUUUUUCUUGUAAUUAUGGAUUUCGUUUUUAGAACAUUUAGUGCCAAUUAUUAAAUUACAUGAGACGUAAAUAAAAGUGAAUUUUCGAGAAGAGAAACAAAAAUAAAAACACAAGCGCACAUCUAGAAGAAAUAUUAGUAAGCAAAACCGUAACUGCCCACUGCCAUCCCUUUGCGAACGUUUGUCCCGCUAUGGGAAAUUGUUUGCAAUGCUUCCAAAAUCAAACGGAGCGUCCGUCGAAUACACAUGGUGCGGCUGCUGUUGCUAUUGCUACCUCCUCCACCUCAUCAUCAUCACCUGAUUGGCACCACACUUCUAUUGACAAACGUUACGCGGGACAAGCAGGUCAUUUAAACGCUAACGAUCAAUUCCAUCAUUUAAAUUACAAUACCGUUAAAGUAGGCGGCGGUGGUACAUUUUAUCGUGAAAGGUCUCAUGAAACUGACGAAUUGCUCUCUACGCGUAGUCCACUCAAACCAGCAAAUUAUUGUGAUACAAAACGAAGUAGUUUUAAGAAAUCUUUGAUACUACUUAACGGUAAUAGUGACAUUAUAGCAGCUGUUAAAGAAUCAACAGAAGUUUCCGAUAAUACAUUAAAUAAACUGUUCGAAGAAUAUAAAGAUCCCGAUGAGGAUAUGAUAUUGGCCGAGGGUAUAGAACGUUUAUGUCGUGAUCUCAAUUAUCAGCCCGACGAAUUUGCUAUACUGGUGCUUGCCUGGUGCUUAGAUGCCUCACAAAUGUGUCGUUUUACACGUCCUGAAUUUAUAGAAGGCUUGCACAAAAUGCGAGCCGAUACCAUAGACACCAUUCGUAAAAGACUGGAGCAGACAAUCGAGACUCUAAAAGUAGAUUCGGAGCUAUUUAAGCAGUUGUAUAGAUUUACAUUCCGAUUUGGUCUUGAACCUGAUCAACGUAUUUUAUCAUUGGAUAUGGCCAUUUCGUUAUGGAAAUUAGUAUUUACUGUACACACACCUGAAUUACUUAACAAUUGGGUACAUUUUCUCGAACAGCAUCCAAGUAUACGUGGGAUACCGAAGGACACGUGGAAUAUGUUUUUAAAUUUUUCCGAACAAUGUGAUAUUUAUAAUUAUGACGACACUGAAGCUUGGCCAAGUUUAUUUGAUGAUUUUGUCGAUUAUGAGAAGGCCAGACUAGAGACAUUACAAACAAACACAACAACAGAAAUUGCAAGACAAGCAGUCUCACAUGAUGAUGAUAAUAAUAAUGACGACAAUUUACAUCAUUAUCAAAAGCCAAGGGAAGGUUCAAAUGAUUCAAAUAUCGAAAAAUUAUAGUAUUAAAGUAAUACCACAAAAUAUACAUAUGUAUGCACAUAAGCAUAUGAUAAUGUAUGUAUAUAUAUAUAUCCAGAUUGAUAUCGUAUUGCUAGGGGAAAUCCUGAAAAAGUUCUAUGUAAAGCAAGCCUUUCACACAAUUUAUUAUAUAAUUAAUUAAUUAUUAAUCUUAUCGUUAAUAUUAGAAAACUCACUUUUACUUGCCUAAACAAACAUUUAAACAACUUUUAUACAUUCCCUUUAAGCAAGUUUGACAACAAAAACAACAACAAAAAACACGCGUAUCAGGUGAAAAAGGUUCUCAUUUUAUUUAAGUGCCGCGCGCAAACUCAAGAAUACUAAACGAUCUCUAUAUCGCUUCGAAACAUAUUGUUGCCUCGUUUGAAACGUUUCGUAAAAAGAACUGGGUUUCUUGCUACAAUUUCUGAAUUUAAAAACUCGUUUAUCAUUUUGUAUAUAACCCAUAUAAUAAAUUUUUUUUUAUUAUUAUUAAACGACAAGAAUUAAUUUAACACUAAUACUAUAAUUA